Messenger RNA from Lotus japonicus, 2306 nucleotides. RefSeq names its product protein CYPRO4. Gene Ontology annotation, molecular function: protein binding. Gene Ontology annotation, cellular component: cytoplasm; nucleus. The transcript is spliced from 2 exons. NCBI's taxonomy places the organism in Eukaryota, Viridiplantae, Streptophyta, Magnoliopsida, Fabales, Fabaceae. The record is from RefSeq and is a predicted model, not a curated record. Bases 148 to 2055 code for a protein of 635 amino acids.
GGUCCACGCCAUAAGCAUCAUUCAUCUCAGUUCAAAAACCCUAAACGAAACGAAAACGCUCCGUUUUCAAAUUUCGAACUUGGCGCUUCUCUUCCUCCUUCAUCAUCAUCUCCAAUUCCGAUCCCAAAUUCCACAGAACCACCAACAAUGGGUGCCACUCAGAGUCGCGACGAUUUGCUCGAAUCCUCCGAUUCCGAUCGCGAAGAAGCAGAAGACGCAAACUACCAAGACGCCGCCAGCGACGAUUCAGAACGGCGAGUCAAAACGCCACCGUCGCUCGAUGAUGUCGAGGCCAAGCUCAAGGCCCUCAAGCUCAAAUACGCUUCUUCUUCAUCUUCCUCCGCUGCUUUGGCCCCCAACGCUGUCAAGCUCUACCUCCAUAUCGGUGGAAACACCCCCAAUGCCAAGUGGGUAACCUCCGACAAACUCACUUCGUACAAUUUCGUCAAGACCCACCGGAUCGACGGUGACUCUGCGGAAGAGGAUGAGGAAGAAGAAGAAGAGGAGGAGGAUGAGGAGGAAGAAUCUUGGUGGGUUUUGAAGGUGGGAUCCAAGGUUCGGUCCAAGGUGGGAUUGGAUAUGCAAUUGAAGACGUUCUCCGAUCAGCGGCGCGUGGAUUUCGUCGCGCGUGGCGUCUGGGCUAUGAAAUUCUUCACGGAGCAAGACUACAGUGCCUUCGUGGUUCAGUUUCAGAACUGCUUGUUUGAGAAUACGCACGGCGUUGAGGCCACGGAGGAGAACAGGCUCAAGGUUUACGGCAAGGAUUUCAUUGGGUGGGCGAAUCCUGAAGCUGCUGAUGAUUCCAUGUGGGAGGACGCGGAGGAUAGGUUCUCUAAAAGCCCCGGUUCCGCCACGCCGGUUCGGCCGAGUCAGGAUCUCCGGGAGGAGUUUGAGGAAGCUGCGAAUGGUGGGAUUCAGAGCAUUGCGCUUGGUGCUUUGGACAACAGUUUCUUGGUGGGUGAAAAUGGUAUUCAGGUUGUGAAGAAUUUUGCACAUGGGAUUCAUGGGAAGGGUGCUUUUGUGAAUUUUCGUGAUGGGUACCAGAAUGAGUCAUCGUCGCAUUGUACCCCCAAGAAGACGCUUCUGAUGAAAGCGGAGACGAACAUGCUUCUGAUGAGUCCUGCCGGUGAGGGUAAGCUUCAUUCAAUGGGGCUUCACCAGCUUGAUAUUGAGACUGGGAAGGUUGUGACUGAGUGGAAGUUUGGGAAGGAUGGAACUGAGAUUACGAUGAGGGAUAUCGCGAAUGAUAGCAAAGGUGCUCAGUUGGAUCCUUCAGGAUCAACUUUCUUAGGGUUGGAUGAUAACAGGCUUUGUAGGUGGGACAUGCGUGAUCGCAAUGGGAUGGUUCAGAAUAUUGCGAAUUCGAACACUCCUGUGUUGAAUUGGGCACAAGGGCAUCAGUUUUCGAGGGGGACUAGCUUUCAAUGCUUUGCCACUACUGGUGAUGGUUCCAUUGUUGUUGGGUCUCUUGAUGGGAAGAUUCGUCUCUAUUCAAUCAACUCCAUGAGGCAGGCAAAGACAGCUUUUCCUGGCCUCGGAUCGCCUGUUACUCACGUGGAUGUUACCUUUGAUGGCAAGUGGAUUGUGGGCACAACGGAUUCCUACUUGAUUGUUAUUUGUACCAUGUUUACUGACAAAGAUGGUAAGUUUAAAACUGGUUUCGCUGGACGAAUGGGAAACAAGAUUGCUGCUCCAAGGUUGCUCAAGCUCAACCCUCUGGAUUCACAUUUAGCUGGAGUAAAUAACAAAUUCCGCAAUGCUCAGUUUUCUUGGGUCACGGAGAAUGGAAGGCAGGAGCGACAUAUAGUAGCUACAGUGGGAAAGUUCAGUGUGAUAUGGAACUUCCAGCAAGUCAAGGACGGUUCUCAUGAUUGUUACCAUAACCAACAGGGUCUAAAGAGCUGCUACUGCUACAAAAUAGUCCUUAGGGAUGAUUCCAUUGUUGAAAGCCGAUUUAUGCACGACAAGUUUGCAGUCAGUGAUUCUCCUGAGGCUCCAUUGGUAAUAGCCACCCCACUGAAAGUUAGCUCAUUCAGCAUGUCCAGCAGGAGAUGAUAAUCUGGACUCAGCAAUUGACCUAAUGACAGCUCUUUUGUCAUAAUUAAGGGCAUUUUAGAUGUUACAUUUUAAAACUUUUCAAUUGUAUGUACUAUGUAAGAUGUUUAACGUGUAGUUGAAGGAGAAAUCACUGAUGAAUUAUGAUUGUCAAAUUGUACUUCUAUAUUCAGCUUUCCUUUUUUUUUUUUGGUGUAAGACAGGUUAAGACAAUGUUAAUUUGUCCCAAAAUUCUAUAAUUUUCAUUUGAA